AUGUUCUCCAUCGAAUCCAUCAACAAGGUCAUUUCCUCCACUCUCUACUCCAAAGCUCUCUCAGUUGCCCAACAUUAUGAAAAGAGCACUGAUCUAUUCAAACCAUACAAGGUCGUCGAUCAGGUGACAAUUUCUGUAGCAUCUGCCAAUGAAGGAAGUGUCAUUCGUGGAGAGACACUUAUUUCACAAUGUACUGUUGAUGAGAUUGUUCCAUUGUUGACUACUGCAGAUACGAAAACUAGACAAAUUUUUGAUGAGAAUACCAAAUCAAUUACUGAAGUAGGAAAGUUUAGCACUGAGGAGGGAAAUUGGAGUGUCAGACAUUAUGUUGUAACUUCACCAAGCAUGAUGGUUUCGGAAAGAGAUUUUCUCUAUGUUGAAAGAUAUUUCGAUGUUAAACCAGAAGUUUCUGAUGCCAAAAAGACAACCAUCCUAUUGACAACUUCCAUCGAUGAAGCUCUCGACAUUAAGCCAGCAAAGGGCCACGUCAGAGGAACCAACAUUUUCACCUAUCUGAAAUUUACCGAAUUAAACAAUGGAGAUUUGAGAGCUACUUUCAUAGCUCAAGCAGCUCCUAAUGGAUAUAUUCCAACAGCUAUUGCCAAUUCCGUCGUGUAUGUGAGACCAUUAUUAUUGAGCUUGUCAGCAAAGCAAUUAGGAAAGAAUUGCACAGCUUGUUAAAUAUUUGAGAAUAUUGAGAUUAAACUAUUGUAAAUUAGAAAAA
Naegleria gruberi is the source of this 724-nucleotide messenger RNA. RefSeq lists its product as uncharacterized. NCBI's taxonomy places the organism in Eukaryota, Heterolobosea, Eutetramitea, Acrasida, Naegleriidae. The transcript has 2 exons. Bases 1 to 681 code for a protein of 226 amino acids. The record is from RefSeq and is a predicted model, not a curated record. Gene Ontology annotation, molecular function: lipid binding.